Molecule: messenger RNA, 2007 nt
Organism: Fusarium venenatum
Lineage: Eukaryota; Fungi; Ascomycota; Sordariomycetes; Hypocreales; Nectriaceae
Product: ATP synthase regulation protein NCA2-domain-containing protein
Cellular component (GO): mitochondrial outer membrane
Source: RefSeq, a predicted model, not a curated record
AUGACGCUUGUCUCUGAUCAAGUACGGCGGCUUGACGCCUACCUUGAUCGUCUACCAGUUCUAUCUGAGGUGACAUCUGAGGAUGAACACUCAGAGACCGGAGAACAUGGGUUUGCUGCGACUAAUGCUUUGUCAACUCCGCGACUUGAUCACUUGCUUCGUACCAUCCAGUCUCUGAGUACUACUUCAUCUUCGCAACCUCUUCUGCCAGCUUGGCGUAUUAGAGACCUUCUUAUCUCAUCUGACAUCCCUGCCCUUGCAAGCCUUUCAGUAAACGAAACUCAAUCUGAUGGCGCCAAGAGUCCUUAUGAGAAUGAGCUGGAAUGGCUUCUCGUGAGCAAAGCCACCAUUCAACUCCAUGGUGUUGUUCUUAACACGCUUUUGGAUCAAAUCGUCCCCCUCAAUGAUGAUGUUUGGUAUUGGGAUGAGGUACUGGGCUCUUAUUCUUACAGCAGUCUCUAUGCUGUCCAGACUUCCCCUUUGAGGGUCUGGGCUUGGUCCCAGGAAGUCUGCACUGCUACCAAAUUACGCAUCCAGGCAGGCUCCCUUCACCAUGCUCCAGGCGAACUCGUCGACUCUACAACUUCAAGUCUAUCACAGCAAUGGUCUCAGUUUUACGGCAUCGUGCAAGACAGUGUCCGGGAACGAUCAAUUGCCAACAUUCAACGCAGGGUCUUGUCACCUGUCGCUCUGUCUCGUUCUGAGGCUCGACGCAAGCAGGCACAGCUUAAGAAACUGCGCGAGAUCACGGCAAGUGGUCUUGGUGUAUUGAUGGAUGAGGGUCUCCAAUUUGGUCUUGACGACGAUAAGGCUGAUCUUCAGGACCACCACGACCUUAAGGGUGUUGUCGAACGUAGUGUUGCGCUCAUCGAUAUGGUUCUGAAAGAAGUGUCCACUCUCGACGUUAAUAUCAGCGAUUUUGAGGACAAGGUUUUUGCCGGAGUUGAAGAAGAUCCUGAGCUUUCUGUUCACAUUGAAGGCAGUAGUACUGCCGAUCGACCAGCGAUUUUAGCUUGGCGACUACUCAGCAUUAUCGACAAGUCUCUCCCCGAACAUUUGACUGCCAUGCGUGCCCUGGCAAAGGAAAACGGUCGGCCUGGCGCCUUUGUUCGCUAUUGGCUUCCUGCGACUAUUGGUCUUCUAUCCUCGACAACGGUCCUGCGCAUCUUGGUCAACCGAAAGGCUGAUAUUGUUGAAUGGUUUAUUGGAUUCGGUGAGACUAUCCGCGACUUCUGGUUUAAUUGGGUUAUCGAACCGACCUCUAAGAUCAUCUCGACCAUUCGACAUGACAAGACCAGCGAGAUUGCAAUUAUGAGCAGGGACAGCCUCAAGGCCGAUCGUGAGAGCCUUGAGCGUAUGGUAGUUGACUUUGCCCUUGAUAAGCCACACUUCGCUACGGAAACUGGAAGCAUCCUGACCGAUACUCAAGUCGACGAUAUCCGUCACAAGGUAGCAGAAGGCGACGUUACCCCUGUACUGCGAGCAUUCGAGAAGGAUCUGCGACGCCCUUUCGUGGGUACGAUCCGUGGAGAUCUCGUGCGAUCCCUCCUUAUCCAGGUCCAAAAGACAAAGGUCGACCUUGAGGUCGCUAUGACUGGCAUUGAUUCGCUCCUCAAGAGUCAGGAGCUUGUUUUCGGCUUCGUUGGUCUUACUCCAGGUGUACUUGUUUCAUAUAGCAUGUUUCAAUACCUCCGUGGUGUCUUUGGGGGCCGAUCUGGGCAGCGUCAAACUCGCAAGGCUGGCCAAGCCAUCCGCGUUCUUCGCAACGUCGACCGCAUUUUAUCCGAGGCCCGACCUACAGAGACCAACCUUCUCUCUUAUAAGGAUCACGGUCUCUUGCUCGCCGAAGUCCACAUCUUAAGAAACCUGGUCGAUAAGCUCAUGCCUCGGGAGAUUGGAAGGGAGUUUCUUGAGGACUUGGACGACCUGUCUAACAUGAAGGGGAUUCAGCUGCAGACCAGGUCAUUGGAGCGUAUUCGAUGGGCUUAUGCAAGAUGGCUCCAUUAA